AUGAAGUUCUCCUUCCACUUGACACUCGUUUCCUCAUCUCUCUUACUGCUUCCUUUGCUUGCAACUGUAUCGUCGGCUGUGCCGCUUGUUGCGAGACAAGAUGAUGCUUCCGAGACUCCUGAAGGUCAAGCAAUCGAACGUAAUGGUCCGCUUCCAGAGGACACAAAGUCAGUCUUUGACAUGGCGCUCAAUUCCACGGAUUAUCCUGACACUGUCGAGGCCGCACUCAAUGGAACGUACGCUGAAGCGUUGGCCGCUACCCGUGAUGCGACCGCUGCCGAGAUUGAAGAGCUUACUUUCUACUCUGCACUUUCGGCUAAUGUGUACUGCCCAGCAGUGAUUGGCGGACUAUGGGUGUGCCCCAACUGUGACAAGACGCGUCACCUCGAGAUCGUCGAGACAUUCAACACACUUGUCUACGAUAUGAACGGUAUUAUUGCCCGAGAUGACGAUAAGAAGGAGAUUAUCGUCGUUUUUCGAGGAUCCGUUUCUAUCAACAAUUGGAUCGCUGACUUGAAUGCUGUCCUCGCUGACUACCCCUCUGUUACGCUCGCUCGGGUUCACGCUGGCUUCCUUGGCUCAUGGGAGGAUUGUAAAUCCACGGUCACUAGUACGGUCGAAAGUGAAUUGAGCUCUCAUCCCGAUUACAAACUUGUUAUUACAGGUCACUCUCUUGGUGGCGCUGUGGCUGUACUUGCUGCUUUGGAUUUCCAUGCCGAUGGAGUUUCUGAUUUGGCACUUUAUACUCAAGGACAGCCCCGUGUGGGCAAUCGCCGGCUUGCUCAACAUAUUGUUGAUACCGGAAUCACGUAUAAGCGUGCUGUUCAUGCCCGUGACACGGUUCCACACGUUCCUGAUAACUUGAAUGGAUUCUAUCAUGCCGGAGAAGAGUACUGGCAAGUGUCUGAUCUUACAAGCCGCGUCCAGGUCUGCCCUGACGGCCUCGAAACGUCUGACUGCGCCAAUUCUAUUGCUCCCUUCACCAGUUUCGUUGACCACACCACAUACUUUGACAUGAGCACUGGUAUUUGCUUGUAA
Messenger RNA from Zychaea mexicana, 1038 nucleotides. Its product is annotated as Alpha/Beta hydrolase protein. NCBI's taxonomy places the organism in Eukaryota, Fungi, Mucoromycota, Mucoromycetes, Mucorales, Lichtheimiaceae. Gene Ontology annotation, biological process: lipid metabolic process. The record is from RefSeq and is a predicted model, not a curated record. The transcript has 7 exons. The coding region runs from base 1 to 1038 and encodes 345 amino acids.